AUGUGUGAACCUCCUAUAAUAUAUGGAAUAGAUUUACCUGCACGAUGUUUAAUUUCACUUCCUUCUGAAAAUGAUCAAAAUUUCUUUCUAGUGGGAACACAUGGUGUGAGAAAUAAAAAUGAAUUACAUGUUUUAUUAUAUGAUGAGGAAGUUGAGAGAGUCUCCACAACUUCAUGUAUUUUUGAUAGGGGAGAGAUAAAAGAAAUGGCAGCAAAUAAUGGUAAUCAUGUUGCUAUUGGAAUAUCAAGUGUUUCUAAAAAUAAAGUAAUUGGUAGUGUUGAGAUUUGGGAACAUGAACUUAGUGGAGAUGAUAAAAUAAAGUAUUCUACAAAAAUAGAUGUACUUGAUAAUUCAGAUAAUCAACCAAAAAUAAUAGAAAGUGUCAAUUGGAGUUCUGAUAAUUUGUUAGUUGCUUAUGAUAAUUUUAUUCAAAUAUUUAAUAUUUCUGAUAAUUGUAAAAGUAAUCAAAAGCCUUCUGAAUUUUGUCAACGUGUCCUUUAUUCAGCUUUUGAUCCAUUUUCAUUGUGUAAUGUUGCUUUUGCUUCCUCUGAAUCUCAUCUAUCUCGUUGGGAUUUACGUGAAAAUGGGUUAGAAGAUAUUUUUGUAAAUAAUAAUGUAACAAGAAUAAGAACAUUUGAUUUUAAUCCUAAUAAUCAGUAUUAUGUAGCUUUAGGUUGUGAUGAUGGAAAAAUUAUAAUAUUAGAUACAAGAAAUACUUAUAAAAUUUUAAAUUCAUAUAAUAAUCACUGUCAUUGGAUUCAAUGCGUAAAAUAUAAUCCUGUGCAUGAUCAACUAUUACUUACUACAGGAAGUGACAAUUUAGUUUGUCUACACAAUUCUAUCUUAGAUGAAAAUAAAAGUUUUGAUGACUCAAAUGAAACUAGUAGUUUUUCAAAAAGUAUUCCUGAUGGUUUAAUUACUAGACUAGUUGAUCACGAAGAUUCUGUUUAUUCAUGUGCAUGGGGAUGUGCGGAUUCAUGGAUAUUUGGAACAUUAAGUUAUGACGGUAGAGUUAAUAUUUAUCGUAUUAAUCGAGAUAUAAAAUAUAAUAUUAUGAAUUUAUAA
Molecule: messenger RNA, 1065 nt
Organism: Strongyloides ratti
Lineage: Eukaryota; Metazoa; Nematoda; Chromadorea; Rhabditida; Strongyloididae
Product: Protein TSSC1
Exons: 1
Coding region: 1-1065 (354 amino acids)
Biological process (GO): protein ubiquitination
Molecular function (GO): protein binding
Source: RefSeq, a predicted model, not a curated record